This is a messenger RNA of Sorghum bicolor (sorghum), 1227 nucleotides long. Its product is annotated as abscisic acid receptor PYL4. Gene Ontology annotation, cellular component: cytoplasm; nucleus. The coding region runs from base 139 to 807 and encodes 222 amino acids. The transcript has a single exon. Gene Ontology annotation, molecular function: signaling receptor activity; abscisic acid binding; protein phosphatase inhibitor activity. Lineage: Eukaryota; Viridiplantae; Streptophyta; Magnoliopsida; Poales; Poaceae. Gene Ontology annotation, biological process: abscisic acid-activated signaling pathway. The record is from RefSeq and is a predicted model, not a curated record.
GCUCCACCCUCCAUCAACCUCCCUUCACUGUCCCCAACCCGCCCGUCGCCGCAAGAAAUUCCACCGCACACGAGAGACCAGCCCAGCAGACGAAGGCAGCUAGCUAUCUAGGACAAGCACAGCCAGCUAGCCGCAAAGAUGCCGUGCCUCCAGGCGUCGUCCAGCCCCGGCAGCAUGCCGCACCAGCACCACGGCCGGGUCCUGGCGGGCGUCGGGUGCGCGGCGGAGGUGGCCGCGGCAGCUGUCGCCGCGACUAGCCCGGCCGCCGGGAUGCGGUGCGGGGCGCACGACGGCGAGGUGCCCGCGGAGGCGGCGCGGCACCACGAGCACGCGGCGCCGGGUCCCGGGCGGUGCUGCUCCGCGGUGGUGCAACACGUGGCGGCGCCCGCGUCGGCGGUGUGGUCCGUGGUGCGGCGGUUCGACCAGCCGCAGGCGUACAAGCGGUUCGUGCGCAGCUGCGCGCUGCUGGCGGGGGACGGCGGCGUGGGCACGCUCCGCGAGGUGCGCGUGGUGUCUGGCCUCCCCGCGGCGUCCAGCCGCGAGCGCCUGGAGGUCCUGGACGACGAGAGCCACGUGCUGAGCUUCCGCGUCGUCGGCGGCGAGCACCGGCUCCAGAACUACCUCUCCGUCACAACGGUCCACCCGUCCCCGGCCGCGCCCGACGCCGCCACCGUCGUCGUGGAGUCGUACGUGGUGGACGUGCCGCCGGGCAACACCCCGGAGGACACCCGCGUGUUCGUCGACACCAUCGUCAAGUGCAACCUCCAGUCGCUGGCCACCACCGCCGAGAAGCUCGCAGCCGUGUAGGCGUGAGGAGGGGACACUCCAUCUCCAUGGGCGAUCGAUUGAUUUGAUCCAUGGUUUUUCCGGGGAGGAGGGAUGCGUGUUUCUACGGCGCGCGUGAGCCUUUUUUUUUUUCUCGUUCUUCUUUCUUUGGCUUUUUCACAUUAGUGCCCCUCUUGGUUUUGGUUAUUAUUAUUCUUUUUCUCGUUGUUGCGAGAGACACACAGCCCUCCCUCCUUAGCUAGUCCCUUGUCCAAAAGAUUCAAGAGAUCAGAUGACAAAUAUAAAUCGGUAGAGAUCUAAGUUCCGGCGCGGUGCACACGCUCGAAUCCUCUGUAUAUAUGUUCAUGAUGGUAAUAGAUAUGGUUCUGGAAAGCACGAAAGUUUCAGAUUGUAUAUGUCCUUUGGCAAUUUUGAUCUAAAUGGAACAAAUAUGUUACUGUA